UAAUUGUUAUGCUAACCUUGUACUCCAUCGAAUUUUCAGAAUCCCCCCGGCCAUAACCAAAAUUAUUAGCACCGGUAGCUAUAAAAUCACCAAAUUUAGCCUUAAAUUCUCUCUUGACGCUUCUCCUUCUUCUAUCCCUUAAAGGGUCACUUCAAAUCGGAUCAAAUCUAGGCAAAAUUUUCUCCUUUUUCCUCUUCUGGGUCGUUCUUGUUUUGUCGAUUGAGGCGGACAUAGUGAAUUAGUUCAUCAUGAGGAAGAGAGAGAGGGAAAACCCAUGUGGUAUUUGUGGGCAUUAUCACAAGUACGAAGAAGGGGAGCCUUGUGGGGUUUGUGGUCAUCGAAUGCCUACUGUUUCUGAUAUGGGUUUUCCAAUUCAAAUCAGUGCUUUUCCUUCUGAGAUCUUGCCGGAGUUUCUUUUUUUGGGAAGCUAUGAUAAUGCUUCUAGAGCUGAGCUUCUUAAGAGUCAAGGGAUUUCUCGUGUUCUCAAUACUGUACCUGCUUGCCAAAAUCUAUAUAAAAACUCUUUUACUUAUCACUGCCUUGAGGAUGAGCAAGAUUUGCAAUUUGACGAUGCUAUCCAAUUCUUAGAACAAUGUGAAAAGGAUAGGGCUCGUGUUCUUGUACAUUGCAUGUCAGGGAAAAGCAGGUCACCUGCCAUUGUAAUUGCUUACCUGAUGAAAAGUAGAGGCUGGAAACUUGCUCAGAGCUAUCAGUGGGUGAAAGAUCGGAGGUCUUAUGUCGACCUUAAUCAAGGGGUUUACCAUCAACUACAAGAGUAUGAACAGAAGAUCUUCGGGUCACUGGAGAACCAGGCUGCAUUUGGCAUGCCAGUCUUCUCUUCUCCUGUGCUGCCAUCCGUGAGCUUUAACUACCCAAAGCCUAGUGAUUCCGUUCAAAUUCCAGCCUUCAACUUUUCUGGUGCUGCAUCAAUUUUCGCUCGUCCUGAUAUUGGCGUUCCUCCCCAGGAAUUCACCUUUGGAGCUGCUGCUCAUGCCUCAGAUAUCCAUUUAAAAUUCAAACCAAAAUCCAAAUAGUAAUAUGGAUUAAACCAGUAAUACUAUCUGCCAUUGUGGAAUCCUCAACUUGAAUGAUGUUUAGAAAGCUACACAAAUCACUUGACUGAGUUCUUCAUGAUUAUACUGACUUGUUUUAAAGUAUGAAAUGUCAGUACCGUUAAUGUAACUACAAAAUUUUAUGGAGUUGAUGAAAAAAGCGAAAAAAAUUCAUGUGAUCUUAGAAAAUAUUGAGAAUCUCAUCAAUGGAACAAUUACAAAGAGGGCAAGAGCCUCUCUUCAACCACAAUUCUUUUGAACAAACCCUACAAUAUGUAUGUCCACAGGGGAUAAACGCUGCGCCUUUAUUUCUCUCCAUGCACACGCAGCACAUUUCAUCAAUUCCUCCUCUUCCUUCUUCUUUAAUGUACCAUUUCAGACUCUUCUUCUUCUUCUCAUCUCUGCCGUCCGUUUCCUCAAACAAUCUCAUCAACGUCUUCAAUUCCGCCGUGGCAUUCACGCUCCGGUACUGACGUUCCGCUGCCAACGCUGUAGCGAGGUUCACGUUCCCUUGAUGAUCCCCGAUUAUGGGCUCUUCUUCACCGAAUAAUUGGGCUUCAAAUUGUUGGGCCUCUUCUUCUUCUUCUCCUCUCAUCGUCACGUCUGAUACUCUCAGGUUCCAAGAGGAUCCACAGCAAACCAGUCCGGUGAAUCCUAACCGUUGCUUCAAGUUUCUCCACAUCGUCCUCGGCCUAUCUUCUCCGUCCAUUUUUCUAACUUCCUACAAAUUCGUAAGGUAUUUCUCUCUGAUUAUUGCAC
Molecule: messenger RNA, 1811 nt
Organism: Solanum tuberosum (potato)
Lineage: Eukaryota; Viridiplantae; Streptophyta; Magnoliopsida; Solanales; Solanaceae
Product: protein-tyrosine-phosphatase IBR5-like
Exons: 5
Coding region: 249-1034 (261 amino acids)
Biological process (GO): negative regulation of MAP kinase activity; protein dephosphorylation; abscisic acid-activated signaling pathway
Cellular component (GO): nucleus
Molecular function (GO): MAP kinase phosphatase activity
Source: RefSeq, a predicted model, not a curated record